Ctenocephalides felis (cat flea) is the source of this 1251-nucleotide messenger RNA. RefSeq lists its product as uncharacterized. The transcript has 5 exons. Gene Ontology annotation, molecular function: protein binding. The record is from RefSeq and is a predicted model, not a curated record. NCBI's taxonomy places the organism in Eukaryota, Metazoa, Arthropoda, Insecta, Siphonaptera, Pulicidae. The coding region runs from base 1 to 1251 and encodes 416 amino acids.
AUGGUCGUAGCUCUUUAUCCGUUCGACAUCGAAGGCACAAACUUUUCUUUCGACGCAGGCGACCAAAUGCAUUUACUGAAUGAAAAUCCUAAACCUGGCUAUUAUGAGGUUAUGAAUCUGCAAACGAGAGAAAAAGCACUUGUGCCAAAAGCAUUGGUGGUCGAAUAUGGAAGAAUUGAAAAUGAAGACUGGUAUAUAGGAAGCGCUACAUGGGAACAAAUAAAGAUGAUAUUAAGUGGGAAACAGAAAUCACAUAGCUUUCUAAUUUUGAAAAACGGAGACAAAAAGUUUUUGCUCGGAUUUCUAGAUUCAAUAAAAAAUGACAGAAGCGCCAAGAAGAAUACAACAAUAGAAGCCUCAAACAAAGAAUUGCAAAAUUCAGAUAGAAUGGCAUUUGGCAAUACUGAUCAAUCGUUUUGGACGAAUAACACCUUGGAAAAAAUAGCAGAUGGAUUAAAUGCUUCCGAGGCAGAACAAGUGGUUUGCAACCCUUCUUUACCGUUCGAGCCCGUAGAAAUUUCUGAUGACGAUGACGACGAUCAUCAAUACAUUCAAACUGCCAAUGAAGAUUCUAGAGAUACAUUAAUAUUAAAAAAAUCACCUCCAAGAAUAUCGUCAGAAAUGAUCUCGCCUGAUGCUUCUACCAGAAAGUCCUCACUUGAUAAUAAUGAUUUGCCAAAUCUGAAAAGAAGAACCAUCGAGGAAAUGUUUGGUGAACUCCCUUCAACAUCUGCUGGUACACGAGAAGAACAACCGCCAAAUAAGCAAAUGCGUAUAGAUUAUUAUAGAAAACAAAACAAACAGAUACAAAAUAAACAGAUAACGUUUGCUGAUAGUGGAACAUCCGAAGAACAGAGCGAUGAAGAACUACAAGAAAAACAAUUGUCACAGAGUGAAACGGCAAGAAAAACAUUUUCACAGAAUUUUUAUAAUACAUUAUGUGGAGAAGAGUCGAAAAAAACACUUGCUCCAUGUCCGAAGGUAGAUAUAAGACAGAAUGAAACUUCAAAUAAGAACCAUGGUCUAAUAAAUGAUAUAUUGUCAAGCGAAGAAAGUGGUUUAGGGCGAAAGAAAAUACUAUCGACUGAUAAAACAUUGUCUCCAGAGUUUUCUCCAAAUAGACCAUUACAAGAAGUCCAUGCAAUGAAUCCAUCUGUUUCCACUGAUCACAUAAUAAUAUACGAGAUGAAGAAAAAAGAUUUCAUGAAGCAAGUCGCACUACAUCUUCUGCUACAGAUACAAAUUUGCUAG